Molecule: messenger RNA, 2160 nt
Organism: Magallana angulata
Lineage: Eukaryota; Metazoa; Mollusca; Bivalvia; Ostreida; Ostreidae
Product: alpha-N-acetylgalactosaminidase-like
Exons: 9
Coding region: 167-1384 (405 amino acids)
Biological process (GO): oligosaccharide metabolic process; glycoside catabolic process; glycosylceramide catabolic process
Cellular component (GO): cytoplasm
Molecular function (GO): alpha-galactosidase activity
Source: RefSeq, a predicted model, not a curated record
GUAAAUGUGGCUUUAUUGGUGUUUUAAGGCUUGAUUUAAAAGCGCGUCAUUCGUCAUUCAAUCAUGCAAGAUUGAUUUUUUUUGUGUAUCAAAUGUUGAUUUUGUGAUCCAUAAUUAUUCUGUUAUUGUACUAUAUAACUGGAAGCAAAUUGAAACAGUCAUCAAAAUGGAGAAAGUGUUACUACUUCUGGCAGGAGUUUCUGUUUUAUAUGCUCUGGAUAAUGGGCUGGGCCGCACACCGCCGAUGGGCUGGAACUCUUGGGAGCGCUUUAGGUGUAAUGUUGAUUGUGACAAUGACCCAGAAAACUGCAUUGGAGAGAAACUCUACAUGCAAAUGGCGGAUAGGAUGGCUGCUGAUGGCUACAAAGACGCUGGUUAUGAGUAUGUGAAUGUUGAUGACUGCUGGAUGGCCAAGGAACGGGGACCUGAUGGCAAGCUGCAGGCCGACCCCAAACGCUUCCCUAGUGGCAUGAAAGCUUUGGGUGAUUAUAUUCACAGUAAAGGCCUGAAGUUUGGUAUCUAUGAGGACUUUGGAACACAGACUUGCGGGGGAUUUCCAGGCAGCAAAUUCUUCAUGGAGACUGACGCCCAGACAUUUGCUGACUGGGGGGUGGACCUCCUGAAGCUGGACGGUUGCUAUAGUAACAUAGAGGAUAUGACAUCUGGUUAUCCUAUCAUGGAGUUUUUCCUGAAUAAGACCGGAAGACCCAUUCUCUAUUCCUGCAGUUGGCCAGCUUACUUUGUUGCUUAUAAAAAAAUACCUGACUACAAGGCCAUCGCCAAGAGCUGUAACAUCUGGAGGAAUUACGAUGACAUCCAGGACUCAUGGGACAGUGUGACAGAAAUCGUCAACUACUACGCCAAGAACGAGGGAAACUUCUUUGAGGUGGCUGGUCCAGGCAGUUUUAAUGAUCCUGACAUGCUGAUCAUUGGAAACUUUGGCUUGAGUCGGGACCAGCAGCGGGCACAAAUGGCCAUGUGGGCGAUUAUGGCUGCCCCACUGCUCAUGUCGGCUGACCUCAGGAAGAUGGACCCUUACUCCAAGUCUAUACUGCUCAACAAAGACGUGAUUGCUAUAAACCAGGACCCAAUGGGACAGCCAGGGUCAAUCAUACUGGAUAUGAACCAAAUACAGAUAUGGUUUAGACCUGUGAUGCCAAAGGGGAGUGCUGCUUUUGCUGUUCUUUAUACUGGGUCCUAUGGCACACCGGAAAAGUUGAGUUUGAAGUGUGAGACCCUUGGAAUGGUUGGAUCAGGGGGCUACAAUGUGACGGAGGUGUUUGAUGGACGUUACGUGGGAAUGUUUAAAUCCGCAGACAAUAUUAACAUCACCGUGAACCCCUCGGGAGUUUUCCUCGGGAAAGCUGUAUACCUAGGAAACUAGACCCACGAACAGUUAGUGAUACUGAGGCUGUGACCAUUGAUCUCGCAAUCAUUGGACUGUUCAUGCAAACUUUAUUUUGGUAUAUCUGAAAUUUUAAUGCAAUCAGAUUUUUAUUUACUGUUAAUCAUUUAACAGCCUUUACAUUGGGUAUUUCCUGCUAAAUUUAUGUUUGUGUAUUUAAUGUUUGUGUAGUUAAUUAUUUAUCUGUUAGUUAUUGAAACACUCAUAUCUUGGCAUUUAUGUAUUCAAUAAACUAUAUAUAUACAACAUGUCCACACACAAACCUUUGUUCCUCUCCAUUACUGAAUGCAUUCCAAUGAAAUUGCCUUUUGAAAUAUUUUUGCUAUUGUAAUACAUUUGACAGAUUUAACAGACAGGUUGGAUUAUUAUAAAGCUAUGUACAGAAUCAGAAAUAAUAUAAUCCAAACAAAUUUUUAUAUGCAUAUUUUUGUGUUGUAUUUUUACCAAGUUUCUGCUUUAGUUAAUACCUUAGCUUCUCUUUUUGCAUAAUUGUUCAAUAUUCACUAUUGUGAAUUAUGUAGAUGAAUUAGUUUGAAUCGUUUAAGGGAUAUGAAUUUUCUCAGGUUUAGAUUUCUUAUAUAUAACAGAAUCAUGUUGAACAAUUAUUUUGUGAAUUAAGUCUGCUUGAUCAUGUAUUGUGUUACAGUACUGUGAAAUCUCUACAUGUUUGUAGUGAGUAGGUCAUGUACUUAAAGUGUGUGAUUGUACAGAGCGGGAUUUAAUACUCUUUGAGAAAUAAAAUAUAUAAAAUGGUA